GAGUGUGUGUGUGUUUGUGUGUGUGUGUGUGCUCCUCUCUUCAGAGACUGGAGAGUAAACUAUCAAAUGGGCACAGGCUUGUUAGCCAGUCAGGUGGGUGCUAAGUCUGCUAACUUGCAGGCAAGCAGCGCUGUACUUAGCCCUGUGAGGUUGUGUGCUAUUAUGGCUAGCCAAAACCAAAAGGCUAUGAAGAAGUAACGAAGCAGGUCGCUGUUUUGGGGUUUUGUUUUUUUUUUUUUAAUUGGCUAGGUGUAGCUAACGCGGAAGGCAUCUCCACGGAGUAAUCAAUGGUUAGCAUAACGGACCCAGCACUGUACUCGUUUUAAAAGGCACUUCUUUCCCGACUAACAGGAUGUCUAAACGCCUACGAAACACGGACGUCUGCGCCGACUGCUGCGUCCCAGAUCCUCGUUGGGCCUCGGUGAACAGGGGCGUGUUGAUUUGCGAUGAGUGCUGCAGCGUUCACCGAAGUCUGGGCAGACACAGCUCCCAAGUCCGUCACCUGAUGCACACACCUUGGCCUCCUACGCAGCUACAGAUGGUUCAGACAUUAUACAGCAAUGGUGCAAAUUCAAUUUGGGAGCACUCCCUUCUGGACCCUGCGUCCGUGAUGAGCGGGAAACGCAAGGCCAACCCUCAGGACAAACUUCACCCAAAUAAAUCAGAGUUCAUAAGAGCCAAGUAUCAGAUGCUGGCGUUUGUGCAUCGCAUGCCCUGCCGGGAUGAUGACAGCUCCACAGCCAAGGAUUUGAGCAGGCAACUUCACUCAAGUGUGCGCACCGGCAACCUGGAGACUUGUUUGAGGUUGCUGUCGCUGGGAGCGCAGGCGAACUUUUUCAACCCUGAAAAAGGAAAUACCCCCUUGCAUGUGGCUGCGAAAGCGGGACAAGUGUCUCAGGCCGAGCUGUUAACGGUGUACGGGGCGGAUCCCGGGGCGCCGGACAGCAACGGCAAAACUCCCAUCGACCAUGCAAGAGAAGCCGGCCAUCAUGACCUGGCGGAUAGGCUGGUGGAGAUCCAGUACGAGCUUACUGAUCGACUGGCGUUUUACUUGUGUGGGAGAAAACCAGAUCAUAAAAGCGGCCAGCACUUCAUCGUUCCGCAAAUGGCUGACAGAAACAUUUUAGAUUUGUCAGAACUGGCAAAAGCAGCAAAGAAGAAACUGCAGUCUCUCAGUAAUCAUUUAUUCGAAGAGCUGGCCAUGGAUGUGUACGACGAAGUGGACAGACGAGAGACGGACGCAGUGUGGCUGGCGACGCAGAAUCACAGCACCUUGGUGACGGAGACAACCGUGGUUCCUUUCCUUCCCGUGAAUCCGGAGUAUUCGUCGACGAGAAACCAGGGACGACAGAAGCUCGCGAGGUUCAAUGCGCACGAGUUUGCAACUCUGGUGAUUGACAUAUUAAGCGACGCUAAGCGCAGACAGCAAGGGAACUCCGUAGCCAGUCCCAAAGACAACGUUGAACUGAUCCUAAAGGGCGUAGGCGUCAGACAUUGUAGCGAUAGCCAGGACAAUGACCAGCCCGACUAUGACAGCGUGGCGUCGGACGAGGACACGGAUCAGGAGCUCCCCUCCAGCAAAGGAGACAGGACUAAGAGCCUGGACUCUGACCUCUCAGACGGCCCCAUCACUAUGCAAGAAUACAUAGACGUGAAAAACGCACUGUCGGCCUCCGAAGCCAAGAUCCAGCAGCUCAUGAAAGCCAACAACAACCUGAGCGACGAGCUGAGGCUGAUGCAGAAAAAGCUGCAAUCUCUGCAAAGCGAGAACACGUCUCUCAGGCGGCAGGUCACAGCCAAUAUCUAUCAGAUCCCCAGCGGUACAGACUACCCUGACCCCUCCAGCCCCUCGGCCCUGAAACGCCGACAGUCUGCGCGGGCCAGUCGGCCCAUGUCUAUGUAUGAGACCGGCUCAGGCCUGAAGCCCUAUCUCCCCAAAGGGGAAACUCCCUACCCAGAGGAGGGUAUCCCCACCCUGCAACCCUUCCCACCUCAUACGGAAAGGGGCGCAUUUGUGACCACCUCUUCAUCCCUCCCCUCAUUUCCAUCCACCCUGUCAUGGUCGAAGGACGACAGUGCUCAAAAGGCCUCGAAGUUAGAGAAGCAAGGCAGCAUGCCAGAGAGCGACUAUGACAACACGUUCAAUGACUCUGAGAUGGAUGACUCAGGUUUCAGCAGGAGAGGGAGGCUGAGGAGCAGCGGUUGGCUGGGAGAGGGCAGCUCUAUCCCAGAGCUGGAUGAUCUGGAGAUGGAGUCGGACCCGACUCUCCCCAGCACAGAAGACGUCAUCCGCAAGACCGAGCAGAUCACCAAGAACAUCCAAGAGCUGCUGCGAGCUGCUCAGGACAAUAAACACGACAGACCAUGUGAGCGCGAAGGCGUGCGCCGGCUCAGGCACAGCCUGGGAUGUUUCAGCACUCUGGUGCCCUGGGCUGAGAAGGCCCCCACUCCCCUUCUGCCACUCGGCCUCCGGUCCCCUGACCCCACCUCCUGCUUCAUGCCCUGCUCAGAAAGAAUACAUGUGGCUGUGACGGAAAUGGCCGCCCUCUUCCCCAAGAAGCCUCGCUCAGAGACCGUGAGAGGCUCUCUGCGCUUGUUGACCUCCAGUGCGUGCCGGCUGCAGAGCGAGUGCCGGAAGGCGAUGCCUUCGGAGGGCUGCCCGGGACCGGACAUGCAGCUGGUCACCCAGCAGGUCAUCCAAUGCGCUUAUGACAUUGCCAAGGCGGCCAAGCAGCUCGUCACCAUCACUACAAAGGAGAAUACCAACUAACAGCACUUAGAGGCCGUCAGCAUCUCAGUUUUGUUUUUAUAUAUAUUUUGAGUAAUUUUAUUGUUUUUUUGUUUUUUUGUAUUUGUGGUAUAUGCAUGCGUUUUAUUUAUGAACAGUUGACACUAUUUAAAGCCAACAUUGGACAAAGUCUGAGUAUCACAGGAAAAGUCAGACACUUUCCUUGGGUAUUUCCGGCUAUUAUAGUAGCACAAUAUCUCUUAAGGUAAAAUACCUUCAGGCUGGGAAAAUAUAGUGGUUUCUGGAUCACUCUAACUAUUGGAGGAAAACUCACUCAUAAAUACACAAUAUCUCCAAGCAGCGCAUUGAUCCAAUGAAAGAACCAAGCACAGUCUAGUAAAUCCAUAUGAUGAUACAGGUUAAUGUCCGAAGCCAUAAAUGAGUCAUUGGAUACUAUUAGAAACACUAUCGUAGCUAAAGGAGCUUCCUCUCGUUCACCGCACUGUGCAAGCAUCAUCAUACUGUAAAGUUUAACAUUUAAAAAAACAAAACUGACCGUUACUUCCAGUAAAUGUUGGGAACGUUGUUUAUACACUCUUUGUAGCCCUGCAAUGCUAAUGUUUGUCGCAAAAAGCUAUUUAUAUGGUCUGUCCCCUGUCCAAGUGUAAUCCGGUCUGCAGUGCACUUAUUGCAGCUAUUUAUGUGCGCCCAUUUGUCAAGUCAGUGAAUGCAACACUUGUUCAGGGGCCAAGUUUUUAUUCUUCACCAGCACCGAGAUGUCGUUGCUUUAAGUUGUAAUGAUUUGGUGUGUUUCCGACAGGCUCCACGUUGCACUGUGUUCUGCGGUCUUGUGCGCCAUUUCACUGUUGUUGUCGAGGUGUGUAGAGCUAACAGCCACACUGAACGUGUGUCCACGUGUUUUGUGCUCUGUUCCAUUGCUGCUAGUUUUGUAUUCAGUGUGCAACAUAUGGGAUAGAACUCUAGACGUCUCCUUUUGUUAUUGUGCAGCCCGAAGUGUUUCAGGAUCCAUUUUCAUUUUGAAAUCUGAUCAAAGUAAAGUCCCUCUCUGUGCUUGGAUGGAGUGCAGGGAUGUAUGUGAUGUGCGAUGCAGCUGAUAAGCUGCAUUUCAGAAAAAUAAUUAUUUUCUAAAUAAACUUAAUUUAUAACUAUA
Mugil cephalus (flathead mullet) is the source of this 3899-nucleotide messenger RNA. RefSeq names its product G protein-coupled receptor kinase interacting ArfGAP 2a (gene git2a). Lineage: Eukaryota; Metazoa; Chordata; Actinopteri; Mugiliformes; Mugilidae. Bases 353 to 2770 code for a protein of 805 amino acids. Gene Ontology annotation, biological process: regulation of ARF protein signal transduction; brain development. The record is from RefSeq and is a predicted model, not a curated record. The transcript has 22 exons. Gene Ontology annotation, molecular function: GTPase activator activity; protein binding.